AUGAGGAGCCUCGAGGAUCUCCUCUGCACCGAGACGAUUUGGAUCGGCGCCCACUCGGUGAUAUAUAGAGCCAUCGAUCCUGCCACAAGCAACAUCUAUGCUGUGAGAGAGGUCGACUGCAGUGAGCUGAGCGAUGACUCCGUUUACUUUCAUAUGCUACGCCAAGAGGGCCCUCUGCUGGACUCCUUGGAACAUUCUAACAUUGACUCGCCCGUGCUGUACAGCGCAGACUACGACGAUAAUACCCUUUGGCUAGUCUUUCCACUAUACAAGCACGGAUCUCUCUCCGACGUGCUCGAGCGGUUCCGGAAAAGCAAUGCACUUCCCUCAGUCCAAUUCAUUUAUUCUGUCAUGAACGCUCUCUCCCGAGCACUCCAGUACCUGCACACCUCAGCUACCUUUGGGGACUACACCGGUUUCUUGCACCGGAACAUAACGAGCAAGUCAGUCUUCGUGGCAGACGAUGGUACGGUCCUCCUUUCGGGCUUCGACUUUGCGUGCCCCCUGACCCUUCUGGCUGACAAGGAGCAAUUACAGGUUUACGGGAGUAGGGCGUAUGCUCCUCCAGAGCUAGAAGACAGAGUACUAACAACGGCAAGUGACGUUUGGGCGUUAGGAUGCCUGGUGUAUGAAAUGUGCACUUGUAGCCUUCUGUUCGUGGAUGCCGUUCAGGAGAGCAGAAAGGAAUUUCAAAUCUCAGACAUAGCGCUCCAAACCCCUGAGCUAUCAAAACUUUGCCAGCGAAUGCUGUCCCUUGAUCCUACAGAAAGAAUAACAGUUGAUGAGAUCCUCGAGGAUCAGCGCGUGUAUAGCAGCUCUAGAACAGUCCUAGACCUUCUGCCCGCUGGAAAUCCUCCGCCUCGUGUACUGCAGUAA
Giardia duodenalis is the source of this 876-nucleotide messenger RNA. Its product is annotated as Kinase, NEK. Gene Ontology annotation, biological process: protein phosphorylation. The transcript has a single exon. Lineage: Eukaryota; Fornicata; Diplomonadida; Hexamitidae. The record is from RefSeq and is a predicted model, not a curated record. Gene Ontology annotation, molecular function: ATP binding; protein kinase activity. The coding region runs from base 1 to 876 and encodes 291 amino acids.